Messenger RNA from Didymella exigua CBS 183.55, 990 nucleotides. Its product is annotated as L-lactate dehydrogenase A. Gene Ontology annotation, biological process: carboxylic acid metabolic process. The coding region runs from base 1 to 990 and encodes 329 amino acids. NCBI's taxonomy places the organism in Eukaryota, Fungi, Ascomycota, Dothideomycetes, Pleosporales, Didymellaceae. The record is from RefSeq and is a predicted model, not a curated record. The transcript has 3 exons. Gene Ontology annotation, molecular function: L-lactate dehydrogenase (NAD+) activity. Gene Ontology annotation, cellular component: cytoplasm.
AUGGCAAGACAAAAACUCAAAACCAGCAUUGCAAUUGUUGGCUGCGGUGAUGUAGGCGCCACGCUCGCGUACACCCUCAUCCUCCAGCCCAUCUGCAGCGAAGUGAUCCUGGUCGACCCCAAGAAAGAGCUAUUGGAGGCACAAGUACGAGACUUGGGAGAUGCCACAUACCGCGGUGGAAGUGGCGUAAAGGUGCGCGCUGGCGACCACAAGGACGCCGGACAAGCAGACAUCGUCGUAAUCACGGCUGGCGCAAAACAGAAAACAGGUGAAUCGCGCCUCUCCCUCUUAUCCCGGAACCUGCACAUUCUCUCCUCAAUUUUCAGCGCCAUGUCGCCCAUCAGCCCACACACCAUCCUGCUCCUCGUCGCCAACCCCGUGGACAUUCUGACCUACUUCGCACGCAAGCUCUCCGGGCUUCCGGAAUCUCAGGUCCUCGGGACCGGAACCUCGCUCGAUUCCGCACGCCUGCGCGGCAUUCUAGCCCAGAAGACUGAAGUAGCGCCGAACAGCAUCGACGCGUAUGUACUCGGCGAGCAUGGAGACAGUCAGUUCAUCGCGUGGAGUAGCGCUCAUGUGGGGACGACACCGCUUAAGCUUGUCUUGGGGGAGAAGUUGGACGAGGCGUUUAAGGCGGAGAUCGCGAAUUAUACGAAGGGCGCUGCGGGGAGCAUCAUUGCUGCGAAGGGGUGUACCGCAUAUGGUAUUGGAAACAUAGCAGCCUCGAUCUGCAAGUAUAUUCUCUUUGACUCGCGCUCUGUGCGCCCUCUGUCUUUCUAUCAGCCUGAGCUGGGCUGCUGCUUGAGCAUGCCGGCUAUCGUGGGUCGCAAGGGCAUCAUCAAAGCUAUGCCCACGGAUCUGGACGAACAUGAGCAGGCGGAGCUCAAGAAAUGUGCGCAUGGGUUGCGAGGCGUCAUCGAGGGUGCGGAGAAGGAGCUCGCAGCCGACCAGGAGCUGAAGAAGGCGUUGGAGGAAGACAAGGGUGCUUAA